GACCAAUUAAUCUUGGCAGCCUGGGCUUAGCAUCAGAAGUCUUUUUGCUUUUUGGGGGAUGGAUUACAGCUAAGGUAGGUACGCUAAGCUUCGUAGGUACAUCGAGAGCUGUUGCCUCCAAGCGCAAGGUGCAGUACCCCACCAUCGAUCGUCAUACCUCACCUUUCCUUUCCUUCUACCUCCUGCUUCCACUUCAACUUCAACAUCUACAUCACGCAAACAGUCUAUUGCUCAACUCUUUCUCAAUACCGACACCAUAAAAGAGAAUAGCCCCGCAAGUGAACAAGAGACACACCAUCAUCUCCCAUCCACAAGCUAGCCAAUAGCUACAUCGUCCCACUAUGUCCAAACGUAUCACAAAGGAAUUCGGCGAGAUUUCCCAGAACCCGCCUGAAGGUUUCUCUGUCUCCCUCCCUCCUGAUGAGACCAUCUACACCUGGCAUGUUACGCUCACGGCACCUGAGUCAACUCCCUACCACCCAGGCAAAUUCGGAAUCGUCCUGACCCUGCCAAUUGAAUACCCCUUCAAGCCGCCUGUCGUCAAGUUCAUCACUCGAAUUUACCACCCCAACGUCACAAACGACGGCCAGGGCAACAUCUGCCUUGGCCUACUCAAGCCCGAAGCUUGGAAACCCAGCACACAGCUCCGCGCUGUUCUCGAGGGCCUUCGCAACCUCCUGGAGGAGCCCCAGAUCGGCGACCCCCUCGAGGAGCGAAUUGCUCAAGAGUAUCAAAACAACCGUGCCGAGUUUACGAAAAACGCCAAGAAACAUGUUGAGCUGUAUGCAAUGGGUUCGCCUGACUUCCCUCCGGUUGCCUAGAUUGGCAGUCUUGGAAACAACGGGCGCGGCGUCGUAGUGCCAGGACCUUUCAGUACGCCUGCGCCUACCGCUCCUGCACCUCAAUUGUAUUUCAGACCACAUGCAGCAGUCGUAGCAAGCCUGACACACGUUACACACCCUAGAAUAGUGCACCCCGGAGUGCCUUUGGACGAUCUAAGUCUAGAGUAAGGAGUAGAGGCAUGGGAAAGAAUGGGGGAAUCAAUUAAGACAACGAGAACAGGAACAACUCCGGGCUGGUGAAGUGGAAGAUAUCGUCGAAUCGGCUGACCAGGCGGAGGGGGAGCAACAAUAGCGACGAUGGUUCAGAAACUGGUUGCGUCGCAUCGGGAGGCGUCUUGCUAGGUUCUUUUGAAUUUUGUAGCGAAUGCUUGAAAAGGGCGAGAUGAGCUAAAUGGAAUAGCGAACGCACAGGAUGUAUCGUAUGCCUCUUCGGGCUUUCUAUCAGUAUAUCAUUAUUGGAAAUGAAAAUACACAUGAACUACAGCGGCGAAAGGCGACUUCUCUCCAAUCAUGAAGUCCUCCAGAUCAGCGUGGACUCGUGCAUAUCAGGUCAUC
This is a messenger RNA of Fusarium verticillioides 7600, 1397 nucleotides long. RefSeq names its product ubiquitin-conjugating enzyme E2 D/E. NCBI's taxonomy places the organism in Eukaryota, Fungi, Ascomycota, Sordariomycetes, Hypocreales, Nectriaceae. The transcript has 2 exons. The coding region runs from base 342 to 821 and encodes 159 amino acids. The record is from RefSeq and is a predicted model, not a curated record.